AUGGCGGACUCGGACGACCCCCCCCGGCUCCACGUCGGAGAGGCCGGCGAGGCCCAAGGCGAAGAGGGCUCCCCUCAGAACGACGCUUUCCCCCUCUCGUCUCUGGCCAACCUGUUUGAGAACGAGGAUGGCCCCUGCCCCGCUGAGGCGGCCCGGCUCCCCCCCGGCUCAGGGGACAGCAAGCAGCAAAACCUGCGUAUGAAAUUCCAUGGGGCCUUCAAAAAGGGCGUGCCCAACCCCAAGGACCUGCUGGAGUCCACCAUCUACGAGUCCUCUGUCGUCCCAGGGCCCAAGAAAGCCCCCAUGGACUCGCUUUUCGAUUACGGCACAUACCGCCAGCACCCCAACGAGAACAAGCGCCGGCGCAAGAGGAUAGGGGAGAAGCAGACCCACAGCCCAAAGGCCCCGGCCCCCAACCCGCCUCCAGUCCUCAAGGUGUUUAACCGGCCCAUCCUCUUCGACAUCGUGUCCCGGGGUUCAACCGCCGGCCUGGACGGGCUCCUCCCCUUCCUGCUGACCCACAAGAAGCGCCUGACCGAUGAGGAGUUUCGAGAGCCCUCCACGGGGAAGACCUGCCUGCCCAAAGCGCUGCUGAAUCUGAGCGGGGGCAAAAACGACACCAUCCCCCUGCUGCUGGCCCUCGCGGAGCAGACGGGCAACAUGCGGGAGUUCAUCAACUCGCCCUUCCGAGACGUCUACUACCGAGGCCAGACGGCGUUGCACAUCGCCAUUGAGCGUCGCUGCAAGCACUACGUGGAGCUGCUGGUGGAGAAGGGGGCGGACGUGCACGCCCAGGCACGCGGCCGCUUCUUCCAGCCCAAGGACGAGGGCGGGUACUUCUACUUCGGCGAGCUGCCCCUCUCCCUUGCCGCCUGCACCAACCAGCCGCACAUCGUCAACUACCUCACGGAGAACGCGCACAAGCAGGCAGACCUGCGGCGCCAGGACUCGCGGGGCAACACGGUGCUGCACGCCCUGGUGGCCAUCGCCGACAACACCCGGGAGAACACCAAGUUCGUCACCAAGAUGUACGACCUGCUGCUGAUCAAGUGCGCCAAGCUCUUCCCCGACAACAACCUGGAGGCCCUGCUCAACAACGACGGCCUCUCGCCCCUCAUGAUGGCGGCCAAGAUCGGCAAGAUCGGGAUGUUCCAGCACAUCAUCCGCAGGGAGAUCACGGAUGAGGACGCCCGUCACCUCUCCCGGAAGUUCAAGGACUGGGCUUAUGGGCCCGUCUACUCCUCGCUGUACGAUCUCUCCUCACUGGACACCUGUGGGGAGGAGGUGUCUGUCCUGGAGAUCCUAGUGUACAACAGUAAGAUUGAGAACCGCCACGAGAUGCUCGCCGUGGAGCCCAUCAACGAGCUGCUGCGCGACAAGUGGCGGAAGUUCGGGGCCGUCUCCUUCUACAUCAGCGUGAUCUCCUACCUCAGCGCCAUGGUCGUCUUCACCCUCAUCGCCUACUACCGCCCCAUGGAGGGCACGCCGCCGUAUCCCUACACAACGACCAUCGACUACCUGCGCCUGGCCGGGGAGAUCAUAACCCUCUUCACCGGAGUCUUGUUCUUUUUCACCAAUCUAAAGGAUCUGUUUAUGAAGAAAUGUCCAGGGGUGAAUUCGUUCUUUAUAGACGGCUCCUUCCAGCUGCUCUACUUCAUCUACUCGGUGCUGGUGAUCAUCACGGCAGCGCUGUACCUGGCGGGGAUCGAAGCGUACCUGGCUGUCAUGGUCUUUGCCCUGGUCCUGGGCUGGAUGAACGCACUUUACUUCACCAGAGGCCUGAAGCUUACAGGGACCUACAGCAUCAUGAUUCAGAAGAUCCUCUUCAAAGACCUUUUCCGGUUCCUCCUGGUCUACGUGCUCUUCAUGAUCGGCUAUGCUUCAGCUCUGGUCUCGCUCCUGAACCCCUGUGCCAGUGCCGAGGCCUGCAACAAAGACAAGUCCAACUGCACGGUGCCCGCCUACCCGUCCUGCCGGGACAGCAAGACCUUCAGCAACUUCCUGCUGGAUCUCUUCAAGCUGACCAUCGGCAUGGGCGACCUGGAGAUGAUCGAGAGCGCCAAGUACCCCGGCGUCUUCGUCAUCCUGCUGGUCACCUACAUCAUCCUCACCUUUGUGCUGCUCCUCAACAUGCUGAUCGCUCUGAUGGGGGAGACGGUGGGGCAGGUCUCCAAGGAGAGCAAGCACAUCUGGAAGCUACAGUGGGCCACCACCAUCCUGGACAUUGAGAGGUCCUUCCCGGUGUUCCUGAGGAAAGCUUUCCGCUCGGGGGAGAUGGUCACCGUGGGGAAGGGCACCGAUGGCACGCCGGACCGGAGAUGGUGUUUCAGGGUCGAUGAGGUGAACUGGUCUCACUGGAACCAGAAUCUGGGCAUCAUCAACGAGGAUCCAGGCAAGAACGACACCUACCAGUAUUACGGGUUCUCCCACACAGUGGGCCGGCUGCGCAGAGAUCGCUGGUCGAGUGUGGUGCCCCGGGUGGUGGAGCUGAAUAAGAGCUCGCAGCCGGAGGAAGUGGUGGUCCCGCUGGAGAACAGGGGGACGUCCGACAUGCACGACUGGAAGCAAGGGCAUCCCUCGGGCUGGCGGAAAGAGGACUCCCACAUCUAA
Molecule: messenger RNA, 2610 nt
Organism: Emys orbicularis (European pond turtle)
Lineage: Eukaryota; Metazoa; Chordata; Testudines; Emydidae
Gene: TRPV4
Product: transient receptor potential cation channel subfamily V member 4
Exons: 15
Coding region: 1-2610 (869 amino acids)
Biological process (GO): calcium ion import across plasma membrane; actin filament organization; osmosensory signaling pathway
Cellular component (GO): plasma membrane; cilium
Molecular function (GO): protein binding; calcium channel activity
Source: RefSeq, a predicted model, not a curated record